Phytophthora sojae is the source of this 1938-nucleotide messenger RNA. RefSeq lists its product as hypothetical. Bases 25 to 1938 code for a protein of 637 amino acids. The transcript has 2 exons. NCBI's taxonomy places the organism in Eukaryota, Oomycota, Peronosporomycetes, Peronosporales, Peronosporaceae. The record is from RefSeq and is a predicted model, not a curated record.
AGCCUAAGCCAAGUCUUAACUACGAUGCCACCGACGCCGCUUGCCACCGGAGACUACCUGCUGGUCCUCCCGGAGGACGUCAAGCAGGCUGUCGGCGGAGCCUUCUACGGCGUGGUCAUGUCGAUGACUCGCUCAUCGGCCCGCGUGAAGUCUGUCACGACGACCCUACCUGGAACUUACACGCUCGCCAAGUCGUUGGCUGGGAGGCGUCGAGUACCCAGUUCGGAAGCGGAAGGUCAACAACCGGGAGUCUGGCUGCGGAAGGCAGUCUGCGUGCAAACCGGAGAUUUUCAUUACUACGGCCAAGUUGUACAGGUCAAGGGGGAGCGUCUCUGCGUCUCCACGUACCUCGGUGUGAAGGAGUGGCCAGUGCAGCAAGUCGCCGGCGAGGUGUAUCCGGUCAUCGCCCUGAUCAUGGGUUCCCAGCGCUGGGCGAUCCGAACGUGGGCGUUUGAAGCCCUGGAGACCGCUCACGACCGACUCCUGGACGCCAUCUUGGAGGGCGAGGCGAACAAACCACUCCCAAGCAGCGGGCUAACAGCAAUUGUACCAGAACUCAAGGAACGAACGGACCUGCACGUGGAGUGGCUGGCCGCGGACUCUGGUGCUUCUCAUACUACGUCCCUAGACCACGUGCUCCGGUAUGUGUACUAUGUGGACGGUAAACGUGAGGUCCCGGACACUAUGCGCGAUCGACUAGGCCAAUCAUUUUACGACGAACCAAGUUCCCCAGUCAUGGACGGGCCGGCAUCGGAAGGAGCGGACAGCUUCUUCGAGCCAUGGGGAGAAGAAGACGACGUUGGACACGUCGGCGGCGGCCAUGGCGACAUCCCCGCUGCCGUGCCACCGACAGAGGAGCGCAGCGAAAACCAACUGCAAAACACGGAGCUCUGGCGGCAGACCAACGCGUCCGCCAGGUCCAAAACGGACGACGCAACCGGUCAUUCGUCUACAAACCUCGAACUCGAGGUGAUCGAGCUACUCCAGAAGCACCGACCGGACCUUCUCGCACCGUACCUCUCCAAGGCGCCGCCAGCUCCUGCGCGAAAGCGACCGAUCGAGUCCGAACCAAGUCAUGCAUCGAAGAAGGCCCGCUGUGGCUUCUCACCUACGACGGAACAAGAACGAGCUCACAUGGCCAUCACUAGUGAUCAACACAAAGCGUACGACCUCGCGUUCGGCAAACACGAACUGUCAAUCAUGCAUUUCAAGCGCGUUGGUUUCUUGGACAAGCUACGUUCGCUGGCCCCGGGUAUCGUCAAUAUGUCGGACUACCAAGUAUCGGCGCCAAAGCCGGAGACGCCCAGCACCUGGGCUGACCUCAGCUCAUCGACACACAGCUUCGUGGAGUACUGCAGAGAUCUAUGUGACACUACGACCGUACGCGUAGCGGAGGCGCUGGACCAGUUUGUCCUCGCAAUGGAAGGCUGGAAGCAGAUCCGCGACGAUGAGUUACCUAUCCUGGUGUUGUGGAUCGAUGCGACGCUGGAGAAGUAUCGCAGUGCGGUUCUGCAAGAUCUUCACGACGGAACGGCAUACAGAUCGGAAGCAGCCUUGUGGUUCUCCACGGCAAACCCGGAAGUCCACACUCUCCUCUUUGCGGUUCUUGGGGACCGCACCAUGCAAGGAAGACGCGGUCCUGCGGCGCCCAGCAGAAGCCCCAUGGGUCCAUCAGACUCGCCUCCAGUGACAGGGCGCCGUCGCACGUUGGCAGCAGAGCGCAGAAUCCCCGCGGAUGUAGUGGCAAGCAUCCCAGUCAGAGACGGUAAGGAGGUUUGUCUCCACUAUAUAUCUCAACGCGGCUGCAACCCGCACGACCCGGACCACUGCACGUUCAAGAACCGCCUCCACUUUGUACCAGCCUCCAUUUUACCCAAGCUUCGUAACUACAUCACGUCUCGCCUCGGCGGUGUCUGCAAAAUGCUGAGCGACAAGUGA